AUGAUCCUUAUUAUUUUUCUCUCAACUCUACUAAUCCCACCACUCUUAUUAUACGUUCUCCACGCAAGCAGGAGGCCGACAAAGAGCCUCGACCCGCCAGGCCCGCCGGGCCUCCCUCUAAUCGGCAACAUGCACCAACUAGCCGCCGCGAAAACCCCGCACGUCUAUCUAUGGCGCCUCUCCAAGAAAUACGGGCCGAUCGUGCGCAUGAAUCUCGGCCCGAAACCCCUGAUCGUAGUUUCCUCCGCGAAGCUCGCGGAGAAAGUCAUGAAGACCCAAGACCUGGCCUUCUGCAGCCGGCCCGAGUCCCUCGGCCGGCAGAGGCUCUCGUACAACUGCUCGGACAUCGCCUUUUCCCCGUACAACGACUACUGGCGUGAGGUCCGGAAAAUCACGACCGUCCAUCUGUUUAACAUCAACAAGGCUCUCUCUUUCCGGCCCGUAAGGGAAGACGAGAUCUCGCGCGCGGUUUGUGAGAUAUCGGGCUUUGCGGCCCGUAAUCAGGUUCUCAACAUGAGCGAGACUGUCAUGGCGCUCGGUGCAACCUUGACGUGUAGGAUUGCUUUCGGAAAACGGUACAGCGGAGAUGGGAACGAUAUGAGGAGGUUCGAUGAACUUAUGAAACGGAUCCAGGGCUUGUUGGCCGGUUUCUUCGUGUCGGAUUAUUUUCUGAGACUCGGGUGGGUGGACAGGUUGUGUGGGUCGAUCGGGCGGCUCGAAAGGACGUUUGAGGACUUGGAUUCGUUCUACCAAGAGCUUAUCGACGAGCAUCUGGACCCGAACAAGCCCGAAACCAUGGCGGGUGAUAUUCUUGAUACAUUGAUCCAGCUUAAGCAAAACAGGUCAACUUCUGUUGAUCUCAGCUGGGAUAACAUCAAGGCGCUGUUAUUGCUAAACCAUUGCAGUCUAUUGGAGGCUUUGUUGACAGCUCAUGCAUCGUGCCAAAAUGCUUGCAGCAUGCAGAACUCGUGGGACCAGCAGGUAAGGUGCACUGCACCCCACGACUCCGACGAGCUUCUGACAGGUCUAUUUCCCUUCUUCGGCGGGUCGCGUCGCUUUUCUCGGUUGGCCAUGGAGGGUUGUAGGAGGGUUCCGGAUCGACAGCGAGUUUCAUCUUGGUGGGCUCCGGUUCUUUCUUGCAGUGUCCAGGUUGUGGUCGGCUCCAUGCGACUCCUCUGUCCCAAUACUCUUCCUAGUGUUGGGACAAGGGAUCCUUCCACGGGCAACUUCCUUCUCUAG
Molecule: messenger RNA, 1239 nt
Organism: Striga hermonthica
Lineage: Eukaryota; Viridiplantae; Streptophyta; Magnoliopsida; Lamiales; Orobanchaceae
Source: the annotation of a GenBank genome assembly